AUGAACCUUCUUAGAAAUGAGAAAAAGUAUGGUGAAGAGGAUCCUCCAGAGCAAGUUCCUUUUCAUGUAAGCCAUGCCAUCAUUUACGGUGGUUCGAUAAUCGUUCCAGACGAGAGGAGUUCAAGUCAUAUUUAUGCACAUGGUUGCUAUGGAUGCUUUUUGAAUGAACGAGCAGAGAGGAUUAAUCAUAGGCUUCUGCCAGAGGUACAAGAGAAUAAUGAGGUAGUGAAACGGCUCAAAGACGCAGAAGGAACAUGGAAAGAUAGGAGGCCGGUUCAUGAGCGACUCUAUCUUAGCCCUGAGGAGACUGCCUUCUUGUCUAUUGACGUUAAUGUGUUGAAAGUAUCCGAGAACAAGAAAGAGCUCUCAUUGGAUGAGUUGUGGUUGCGAUUGAAAGAUCUUGGCGGUCCUUCAUUCUUGAAGAAAUAUGUCCUCUAUCGAUAUCUCCGGAAUAAUGGAUGGUGUGUGCGUUCUGGGCUGCCCUACGGUUGUGAAUAUCUCAUCUACCAAGGAAGUCCCAUAUCUCAUCACGCUGCAGCAGGAGUGAAGAUGGAAUCCCAGAUCGAUGGUCACACUCUGAUUGGCUUCAAUCGGGAGCUGACCAAUAUGAAAAAGGCGCUUAUAAUUGUGACACCUCUAGUACCAGAGGGCUUGGACACAGAUAACUACAAAAGCGCCGACUCCGUCGAUCUUUCGAUGUCUACAUCAGUAACUAUGUUUGUGGAGCGAAAAAUGAACGAUAUAAAGAAAAAAGAAAUAGAAGAAUUCAAACGUAACCUCAAACGAAAAGCGGACGAAUGA
Molecule: messenger RNA, 801 nt
Organism: Haemonchus placei
Lineage: Eukaryota; Metazoa; Nematoda; Chromadorea; Rhabditida; Trichostrongylidae
Source: the annotation of a GenBank genome assembly